Tarenaya hassleriana is the source of this 903-nucleotide messenger RNA. RefSeq lists its product as uncharacterized. The transcript has 2 exons. The record is from RefSeq and is a predicted model, not a curated record. The coding region runs from base 201 to 752 and encodes 183 amino acids. Lineage: Eukaryota; Viridiplantae; Streptophyta; Magnoliopsida; Brassicales; Cleomaceae.
UCUCUCUCUCUCUCUCUCUCUAGAUUCAUUACUUCAGUCUAUCAAAGCAAGAGAGAGAAAGGAACACUUCUGUUUAAUCUCUCUCUCUCCCAAAUUGGCAUCAGACUCUCUCUGUCUCUUUCCAGCUCUCUCUGUCUCUCCCGCACUUCGAACUUGUUCUGUUUCAUGCAAGAUUCACAGAAAAGCCAUAGACGCACAAAAUGUGUGAGGUCAAAGUUAUGGCGAUCAGAAAACCUUGGUACCGGAGAGCAAUGGAGAUCGCGAUGCUGUGGAGAAUAACAUCGAUCCUUAAAUCCAAUGAAAUCCGGAACCCGUCAAACCCUAGCAGCAGCAGCAGCAAGGCGAAGCAGCUGAGGAAAUGCACGUCGUUGAAAGCGGCGGCGUCGUUCACUAGGGUUUGCCUCUGCGCUCCGAUCUCUCAGUACGACGACGUUUUCCGAUCGUACGCGCCGCCGAGGAGGAGCUCGAGCUAUCCGCCGUCGAAGUCGAUCCAGGCGUCGUCUCCGGCGAUCGGGGUGAGGAGCGGGAGAUUGAGUACGGAAUCGGGGAGGAGAAUAUUCCGGGGGGAAUCGUUGAGGGAGAACGCGUUGAUGAGGAGAUUCGUGGCGGAGGAAGAGGCGAUGAUGCAGAAACGGAGGAGAAAUCAGAUGGAGAUUGUGAGGAGAAGAAAUCAGAUGAGGAGGAGGAAGCUUGGGCCCAGCUCUCUUUCUCGCAUGGUUCUCGCCGAGGAUCAAGAGUGUCAUCAAUGGUGAUUUUUGAGAAAUGGGUUAAAAAAUUGGGACUUUUGUUUAUUUGAAUUUUUUUUUUUGCACCUCCUCUCCCACCAUUUUCCCCCAAUGUUAGUUUGAAAUUGUUUUAGAAGGCUUUUUUUUUCGGAUCAAAAGAAAGAUUUUGAUGAGUUUU